Oppia nitens is the source of this 2889-nucleotide messenger RNA. RefSeq names its product mucin-2-like. The record is from RefSeq and is a predicted model, not a curated record. The transcript is spliced from 2 exons. Bases 1 to 2877 code for a protein of 958 amino acids. Lineage: Eukaryota; Metazoa; Arthropoda; Arachnida; Sarcoptiformes; Oppiidae.
AUGUAUGGAAAUAUUGUGAUAUUGACGACACUUUUGUUAUUAACACAAUUAUUAACAUCAAUACAAGUAGUGUUGAGUCAAAGUGCUGGGAAUGUUAGCCCUGAGCUAACUGAGGAACAGUUAGCCGAAGAACUUGAACGUCGGAUUACUCAGAAUGUGGUCAAACUUGCGGCCACUGAUCAAUUGAAUUCGGAAAUUGUGACCAACCGUAGUCGGGCCUAUCUAUCGUGCGAAUCGGGCGAAAUGAUUGUCAAAAUUAAUUUUUCCGAACCAUUUCGCGGUAUCGGUUAUUCGGAUUACGACCGGACCAGUCCGUGCAAGUUCUACGGUGACGGUAACCGUUACUAUGAGAUGCGGUUGCCGUUGAAAGGGUGCGGUACGAAACAGGAGGCCCCGCGACUGUUCAUCAAUAAUAUAAUAUUGCGAUUUCAUCGGACACUGGAGCUCGAAGAGGACGAAAUUAAGACAAUUGUUUGCCGCUAUCCGCCACCGUUGGCACCGCCGCCGCCCAGUAUAUCGGCACCGAUACUUGAAAUACCGCCGCCACCGCCGGUACCCAUAGCGGCCAAACUAUCCGAAGUUGAACUGUUGUUGAUUAUCAGUGCACUGCUGUUUCUGACUCUACUGUUGCUGGGUAUAGGUAUGGCCUACUAUUGCCUGAAACGGCGUAACAUCAAAGUUGUCCGGAAACGUAAAUUCAUUAGCAGUCCGCCUACUGAGCUGACCAUCGAACCGGUUCACAUACCCCGGGUAGCUGUCAGCACAAGUAGUUCAGAGUAUCCCUCGUCAGAGGAAAUCAGUGUUAUCAGUGAUACGUCGAGUAUCCGACGGGAUCACUAUAGCUACGAGAAUCAGGCAUUUAUUCCCGAACCCUAUCCGAUGGAUGUGGACAGGGAUGAGUCGAUUGCAUCGUUGCCGGUACCGAUGAUGGCCAAACCAAAUAUUACGAAACUGGAUUUGUUGUCGACUUUUUACGAUACCGAACAUCUGACCGAUACGGAUGUCUACAAUACCAGACAUCUGAGAACUACGACACAGUUGUUUGAAAAGCCGCCGACACCGAUGGCUUCGUCCAUUUACGGCAGUAUUCCCGACAACGAUAUGUGGUCGCACAGUGAACUGGAAGAUCUGCCCGUACAGCGGCCAUACGUUCGGCCGCCAAAACUUAGCGUCAAAAAUAUUGACGACUAUUAUCUGACCACUCAAUAUAUUACCGACGUAGACGAAAAUGUUGUUCGAAACGAUAGACUGGCCGCCAGACCACCGAUGAUUACGACAAAAAAUACUGAUGAUCUGUAUUUGACUGAAGGAGACGAAACCGAUAUCAACGAAGACAUUACUAGAUAUACCUCAAUAACGCCGACUAAACCGAAGAUUACAUCGAAAACAACUGACGACUUGUUUAUCAAUCCCGAAGACGUAACCGAUAUUACCGAAGAUGUGACAACUCAUCGGCGAUUAACUUAUCCGAAACCAGUAGUUACCGCACAGACAACAGACGACUAUUAUAGGACUACUGAUCGACAGACAACUGAACUGAUUGACGACACAACUACCCGACAACGUAUUGUUAUGCCGGAGCCGACUAGUCGGGGGCCAACAUAUACUCAACAGGACAUCGAUGACCGAUAUGUUGAUGUUAGCGAAACAACUGAAGUAACGGAUGACACAUCUACCAGAAAACUUGUCAAAUAUCCGAUACCUAAAUACCUGAUCCACACUACAGAUGAUACGUUCAUAACGAACAUCUCGGAAACCGAAACCAUUGAACACAUUACUGCCAACGAUCGUCAGGAGCCACCACUGCCGCCACCGUUACCAUCGCUGUUACCGCCGAAACAACAGCAACGGCCGGACAUACCUCAGAUCGAGUCGACAUCGACCAGACAUCACAAGCAAACAUCGAAACAAUCGGUAGAAGAUUGGGAACUGGAAAUAACCAAAUCAUUGAGGGAAUUGACUGGACCUCAACCAACACAACCGCCGUCGUCGCCACCGUCACAACCACAACAGCCACAGCCAACGACUACUACCACCACAACGACAACAAUGACAACUCGCGAUGAUUAUACCAGUUAUGAGGAAACCAAGAUUACAGCCAUAUAUGAAGCGCUGGACAAUCCACCGCCCAGUCUAUCGCCACAAACUGAUAGACAGAGACUAACACCGGAUGUUAGGCAACGGUUCCGUACACUCGUGGAAACAGAUGACGAGUUCCGGACAUUGAUAGUCGAAAGCAAUACCGUUGAGGAAUAUACAUCCAUAAGUCGUAUGACACAAUACGAGUCGAUAUUUGAAUCGGAGACUUGGAUUACCAUUAUUGAGGUGUUGUCGACAGUAACUGUUGUUGAAUAUGUGCCAAAACUGCCGACAUCGAGGCCAAGGCCAUCUAUCAUAUCGGAUGAUAUACCAUUUGACUUUAUUAGGUCACGGCGAACAUCCCACACGGGAUCGAUAGUCGAAGUCCGGUCACUUACCGAAGAGGACGUUACGUUUGCCCGAACCGAUUCGUUUCGUUACCGAUCAUCGGGCAUACAUAUGCCGACACGUAUACCCCGUAUUUCGCACCCAUAUCUGACCAGAACACUAUUGUCACCGGUAUCGUCGUCCGUAGCAUCGCCGCCGCCGCCGCUGGUCGACUAUUGGUCACCAGAUAGUAGUAGUCGGCCCUAUUCGCCAGAUAUCGAUGCUCUAAGUCUGGCAUUGCCUACUAUACCUACCACUGGCGGCUUAAGUACCACAUCGUAUACAUCGUACGGUAGAAGCCAGGCCUACAAUAGGUUAGCCCGUGUUAGGCAAACACUGGACCGUACGUCUACCGAUAUGGAGACAGUCAAAUCGGUAACCGAAAAACAGGUGCGCGAUUGGAAACGGUAGAUGAUAUUUGUU